Messenger RNA from Cylindrotheca closterium, 504 nucleotides. NCBI's taxonomy places the organism in Eukaryota, Bacillariophyta, Bacillariophyceae, Bacillariales, Bacillariaceae. The record is from the annotation of a GenBank genome assembly.
AUGGGUUCUUUGCCAUCACUCACGUACCUGAUCCAGUCUCUGGUGAAAUGCUCUGUAUUGUCAACGGACAUCCAAGAUUCACGGUCCAGUCUGUUGGUUGCUGCCUUCUUCUUGGCCCGUUCCAUUGGUGUCACUACACCAAAUGUUUCAGCUUUCAUGGCCAAUCAAGUCUUGACUGCAUCCUCUUUCUUGGCCGAUCAAGUCUCCUUCAUGAUGAGUCAAGCUACCGCGGCCUCCGCCUACCUAUUCACUGCCACUUCCACUGUCAUUGCUGUCUUUGAGGGAUCCCCGACCAACCGCCUUGCUCCACUCCUGUGGUACAAACGAUACAUUCAAAAAUGCCGUCGUCAGCGCCGCCCCACUUCCUUCAGCCAUUGCCGUCACACCCGUCACUAUGGUCUCGCCACCUGCCGUCGUCUUGCCCAAGAUCUCAGGAUAUCUCCAACAUAUCAUUCAGUUUUUGGAGUCUCUCACGUUUUGUCGUUCCUGUCAAGAGGGAGAUAA